Molecule: messenger RNA, 957 nt
Organism: Ictidomys tridecemlineatus (thirteen-lined ground squirrel)
Lineage: Eukaryota; Metazoa; Chordata; Mammalia; Rodentia; Sciuridae
Source: RefSeq, a predicted model, not a curated record
AUGAAGAAAAGUGAGACAGAAGAAAGAGGUGGAGCAGGGGGUAGCAGCUUAGAGGUGAAGGAAGGGGCCUCAUGGCCUACACUCUGCUGUCGUCCCCGCAGGAGGUGGAAACUGCAGGUGCUAGAUCUGCGGAAUGUUUCCCAGAACUUCAGGAGGAUGUGGUCUGGAGCCCUGGUUGAUGCCUUCUCACCAGAGGACAUUAAGAAUAAUCAAACAUUGAAACUUGGUCCAGCAAUGGAAGCUAAGUCACCCUUCAAGGUUUUCAUAGACUUGAACCUCAGAAAAAGACCCCUGGAUGAAUUACUGACCCACUUGUUCCUGUGGGUCACAGAGAGAAGGGACAGGCUGCACCUGUGUUGCAAUAAGCUGAAGAUCUUUGGGAAACCCACUGGUCACACCAGGAAGGUCCUGAGACUGCUGCAGCUGGACUCUGUCCAGAAGGUUGAAGUACACUGCGCCAGGGUGCCCUCUAUUUUGGCUGCUUGUGCUCCUUUCUUGGGCCAGAUAAGGAACCUGAGGAAGCUUCUUGUCUCCCAGGUCUAUGUGCCUGCCUACACCUCCCAAGAGGAGCAGAAGCAGCUGCUUGCCCAGGUCACCUCGCAGUUUCUCAGGAUGGACUGCCUGUGGAAGUUCUGUGCCAAUGAUGUCUUCCUCCUUGAGGACCACCUGGAACAGGUGCUGAGGCACCUGAAGACCCCCCUGAAGACCCUCUCAAUAACAAACUGCCCACUGUCAGAUUCUGACUGGAAUUACCUUUCCCAAUAUCCAAACGCCAGACAGCUCAGACACCUGGAACUGAGGGGCAUCAAACUGACUGAUUUCAGUCUGGAGCCCCUCCGAAUCCUACUGGACAGCCCUGCAACCACACUGAACAUCCUGGACUUGGCAGCUUGUGGGAUCACUGAUUCCGAGCUCCAAGCCCUCUUUUCUGCCCUGAUCGAUGCUCCCAGCUUGUGA